Cephus cinctus (wheat stem sawfly) is the source of this 2436-nucleotide messenger RNA. Its product is annotated as prolactin regulatory element-binding protein. The coding region runs from base 373 to 1680 and encodes 435 amino acids. Gene Ontology annotation, biological process: protein secretion. Gene Ontology annotation, molecular function: GTPase activator activity; protein binding; guanyl-nucleotide exchange factor activity. NCBI's taxonomy places the organism in Eukaryota, Metazoa, Arthropoda, Insecta, Hymenoptera, Cephidae. The transcript has 4 exons. The record is from RefSeq and is a predicted model, not a curated record. Gene Ontology annotation, cellular component: endoplasmic reticulum membrane.
AUAUAGUAUUUCAAUGGAUAUAAUCCAUUUAUAAAUCUAAAAAAUACUCAGGUUGCAUGUCACCGUAUCGCAUAAGGUGUCCAGUCUAUUUACCUCUUCAGUUAACAGUAUUUCUAAAGAUGGCGAAGUAAUGAAAUACCUGUCCAAUCUUGUUAUUGACUGAGUAAAUGUUGUUUUCAAAGAUUUCCAUAGACUGUCUUUAUGUAGAUUGAAUUUGUUUCAUGAUGGGCGAGUAUCAACGUGAAACGUGGAACUUUGGCUGGGCUAGUGAAGACAAGCAAUAAAGUCUGACAAGUUUCUGGGUUGGCCACGAUUACUUGUUGGUUAAUAGAAAGGUAAAGGGAACUCGGAAUACUUAAUUAACAAAACAAUAUGCCAUCAAGAAGGAACAAAGGUGGCCUUUUGGCUAAGGUGAAUUUCCCUCUGUACACUCUGCAAAUGCUCACCAGCAGACACGUCCUCGUUGGCGGAGGUGGUGGAUCUUCAAAAACUGGAGUUGCUAAUGGAUUCGAAAUAUUUGAGCUAUCACACGAUGGUGCACAAUUUGUGGCUGAGGAAGUCACUCGGCAUGAGACAGGUCCUAGUGUCGUAAUGAACUGUACUGCAUAUAAUGAUGGAAAGAGAACUUGGAUUGUUGCUGGUCAAGAAAGUCAUUGCCAAUUGUAUAAUGUUAAUACAAAAAUAAUUACUGUGGGAAAUGGUGAAAUACUUAAACCUGCCGGUAUCACCAGUAAGGAUGAAAUAAGACAAAGAAGAAAGAGUGAGAGAAGUGGUGUUGGCGAUGCUCCUGUAAAAAAUGAGAGGAUAGAAGAAAUUAAGGACAACAAUUCUAAUGUUAAACACAAGAGACUCCAACUUCUUGUCAAGCCUGCAGACAGUAUACAAACGGAUUUUGGCGAGGGUGAAUCCCUCCAGCGUAUUGUAAGAGUAAGUCCUGAUGGUAAAUUCAUGGCCACGGGUGGCACAGAUGGUCAUGUCCGUUUGUGGAAAUUCCCACAGUUCAUUAAAGUUCAUGACGUAGAAGCACACGUCAAGGAAAUUGAUGAUAUAGACUUUAGUCCCAAGGGUGAUCUUCUUGUUACCAUAGCCAAGGAUGGGAAGGCCAUUAUCUGGGACGUGGCCUCUGGUAAAAAAAGAAAAGAGCUUACAUGGACACCACCGAUAGAAGGUGCUAAGUACAUGUACAAAAGGUGUCGCUUUAGGAAUUGUGAGGAUAACUCUUCUAAGUUACAAUUAUUCAUAUUAUCCAAUGCUACCAAUGGCAAGAAUCCAAGUUUCCUCCAGCUGUGGGACGUUGAUCAAGGAACAAUCCUCAAAUCUGUUGCGUACAAGGAGACUCUAUCAGCCUUGGCAGUCUCAGACAAUGGUAGAUUUGUUGCAGUGGGCACAAUGUUUUCUGGAAGUGUAGACAUUUUCAUAGCCUUCAGUUUACAAAGGGCACUGCACGUACCUGGUGCACAUUGCAUGUUUGUCACCGGUAUAGAAUUCUUGCCAACAAAAUUAGAUGGUCCCGCUAUAACCAGUAACUCGGAAGCUGCUGUAGUGAGCAUCUCCGUGGACAAUAGAAUCUGCGUUCACAGUAUACCAUAUAGGCAUACCCUACCCUUUUGGCUGGUGAUAAUUCUGAUCAUCCUGAGUAUCUGCAGUGCAUUCAUAGUUUGCAGUUAUCUCGGUAUUUGACCCGAGAAACGUAUCGCUAUGAUACCAAAUCAAUACGCUACUUCUAGUAUGUACCAAUGUAUUAUCUAGGAAAGCGUAGUCUCGUGAUUGAGACAGAAGAAAUCGCUCGACUUCCUUAUAAAUAGGAAGUAUAGUUAGUCCACAAGUUCUAUGUAUUUUCGACAGAUCGAAAACAAUGAAGCCGCACGUGGUUAACCAUAAAAUCACAGACAUAUAUAAAAAAAAUAUAUCUUUCAGUGCAAAAUAAUGCAUCUACAUACUUUCUGGUAUAGAUUUUAUGAAAAUCCAUUUCAUAGAAGAUUUCAUAGUUUUCAACCUGUCAAAAAAGCACAUUAAACUCGUAGACGAACUAUGCAGUGACGUCGUACCGAAUGUGAUUGAUAGGAAGAUACAAUGCAUUUAUUUUAGUGACGUAAAAACUUCAAUGUUCCAUAUUUCUAAAAUUGUCACACACACAUAUGGUUAGAUGGUCUACGCAAGGAUAGAAUAGGACGUUCACGGUGCUCCUGUUCUCCGUGACAACAGUAAUUUAAGAUCUGAAUUAUGAUAAUUUAAUGUGGGUGAAACAAAGUGAGUUUUUAAUUCAUUAUCUUUUAUCGGAUUCAUUAGGCAAUUGUGCAUAUUAUUCGUUUCGCAUAAUUGCGAUAAUAAUUUAUUGGUACUUCAAAUUGACGAUGGUCCAGAUACGUACGUGUUACGUCUUAAACGUACAAAAUAAAAGAUUCGAUUAGGAGAAAAUAAAAUUUACGAGGAGAA